Molecule: messenger RNA, 12014 nt
Organism: Pogoniulus pusillus (Red-fronted tinkerbird)
Lineage: Eukaryota; Metazoa; Chordata; Aves; Piciformes; Lybiidae
Gene: NAV2
Product: neuron navigator 2
Exons: 39
Coding region: 906-8276 (2456 amino acids)
Biological process (GO): nervous system development; neurogenesis
Molecular function (GO): protein binding; ATP binding; ATP hydrolysis activity
Source: RefSeq, a predicted model, not a curated record
CCCAUCACCCCGCCCCGGGCUGCCCGGGAGAGGAGCGGGAUGCGCCGGGCGGGAACCCGCCGCUCCAACUGCCGGAGGGGGAAAAUGAGGUGGCUGCUGGUUUCCCUUCCGUCUGACAGCUGAACGAUUAUUAUUGUUUUAGGUUGUUUUUCCUCCAGGUUUUCACGGUCAGCACUGGGGGAGCCGGGAAUUUUUGUGGCCGCUAGCAGGUUUUUGUUUAAAUUUGCUGUCAGUGGACGUUUCUCCUUCAGCUCCAGCAUCGUUGUCCUGUUCACAGCUAUUAAGGCUUAAGAAGCUUGAUUCGCUAAGGCUCGUAUCCAAGGGCAUCAGUCAUUAACACACUGAGCUACAUCUGCUUCUUGGCUAAGACUGAAGAAAGACAUCUUAAGCUGGAAAUCCUGCUCACUCGCUCGCUCUCUAGUGCAUGCGGAAGGGGAAGCAUAUGCAGCAGCAGGUUCCUUUUUUUUUUUCCCUUCCAAAAGGCUGCCUCACUUCGGAGAUGCAGUGACAAGAUAAUGGAGUGAAAGUCUUCCGUUUUCAGGGAAGAACGUUACAGCAAUCGGCCAGAGAAAGGAAGGAGCAAGUUAACAGCAGAAAUAGGAAGGAGGACAGUGGUGAAAAACUGAAAAUAGAAUUAGAGGAAACAGGUGGAAGGCUGGCAUAAAGGCAGGAGAUCCUCGAGACUGAAGUGGUCUGUGCUGGUGUGCUUUUGUUCUGUUAUUUUAUUUUUUUUAUUAUCAUUUUUAUUGCUGCUUUUCUUGCCUAAGCUGGUUUUGGAGAUCCCUGCAGUGAACGAGACUUUUAGUGUAGAGCAGCUUCCCCAACGUGUCUUUUUUCUCUUCCUGCCUGCUGUCUCUGCUGUUGCUGCUGCUGACAGAAACGUGUUAGGAAAGCAGAAAGAGAAGAUGCCAGCCAUCCUGGUAGCCUCCAAAAUGAAAUCGGGACUACCUAAACCCGUACACAGCGCUGCUCCGAUCCUGCACGUCCCAACGGCCAGGGCCAUCCCACAGCCCUGUUACCUGAAGUUUGGCAACAAGGUGGAGGUGACGAAGCCAUUGUAUUCCAGCCAGAUUCCUCUCAAAUCUCCUAAUGGACAAGAAAACACAGGAGAUGGACUCCCACCAAGGAAGAGUAGCUCGGUAGAAAAUGGAUUUGACACUCAGAUUUAUACUGAUUGGGCUAAUCACUAUCUAGCAAAAUCUGGCCACAAGAGAUUGAUAAAGGACCUACAGCAAGAUGUGACUGAUGGAGUCUUGUUAGCUGAAAUAAUCCAGGUUGUAGCAAAUGAAAAGAUUGAAGACAUCAAUGGCUGCCCAAAAAACAGGUCUCAAAUGAUUGAAAACAUAGAUGCGUGCCUGAGUUUCCUGGCUGCCAAGGGAAUUAACAUCCAGGGGCUGUCGGCAGAAGAAAUCAGGAAUGGGAAUCUGAAGGCUAUCUUGGGCCUUUUCUUCAGUUUAUCUCGCUACAAGCAACAGCAGCAGCAGCAGCCACAGAAGCAACACCCACAGCACUAUCCGUCCCAGCAGCCUCCCCCAGUAUCCCAGCAAGCAGGGCCUCCACCCCAGUGCCAGGUUGGGGUACCCCAGCAGCCGGUACCAGCUUCGCUCCAGACUCCGUGCCAACAGCCCCCUCAAGCUGCGCAGCAUCAGUUCAAAGCACAACCAGAAAUGCAGUCCAGUGCAUCUCCCAGGGACUCAUCUCAAAGCAAAAUCAUCCGAUUCACUCUUGGUCAGAAAAAGUCUUCUAGACUUCCAGGCCCCACCACGAGGGUGUCCACUGCAGGCAGUGAGGCCAAAGCUCGUGGUUCUCUUAGUGCCAACAAUCGACGCAGCCAGAGCUUUAACAACUACGACAAGUCUAAGCCUGGCCUUCCCCCCCAGACACCAACAAGCAGCAAUGACAAAGAACCUGCAGACAGUCCAACCUCCCAGCCCACAGGAAUGAAUGAAAAUGUCUCAUCCUCAGUUCAAAGCUGCAGCGGUACUGUUGGUUGCAAUAACUCCUCAGCCAUCCCUCAGCCCAGCUCUGCUAUUAAACCUUGGCGCAGCAAGUCCCUUAGCGCGAAGCACACAGCGACGUCUUCCAUGCUCUCCGUAAAGCAGCCCCCAGCAGAGCCUCCGAAGCCACCCUCAGAGAUCUCCAAAACGGCUCCCAACAAUCAAAAAUCCAUGCUGGAAAAACUAAAGCUCUUCAAUAGCAAAGGAGGCUCCAAAGCAGGGGGGACAGCACUCGAGUGUCCAGGGUCUCGGGACAACAGCUGCGAAAAGCUAGAGGCGCUUCUCAGCUUGGAGGAAGGCGAAGAAAUCGAUGCCACCAAUCAGAAUGUGAACAAUCCGGGAUCUGUGUCCAGUAGUCCCAAAAUUGCACUCAAGGGAAUUGCACAAAGGACUUUCAGUCGGGCACUAACUAAUAAGAAAAGUUCUCCAAAGGGUAAUGAGAAGGAGAAAGAUAAACAGAAGGAGAAAGAAAAGGAUAAAAGCAAAGACGUUGCAAAGAGAACAUCCAUCACUGAGAAGCUGGACCUGAGAGAGGAACCAAAAGAGGAACAGACAGCAGCAGCAACCACAGAGAUGCCAAAAAAGUCCUCCAAGAUUGCCAGCUUUAUCCCAAAAGGAGGAAAGCUGAACAGUGCCAAGAAGGAGGCCUCUGCCCCUUCGCACAGUGGAAUACCAAAACCAGGAAUGAAAAACACCACAGGGAAAUCCUCAAGUGCCCCCGCUCCUGCGAAGGAAGGCGAGAGAAGCCGCGUCGGGAAAGCCGGCUCCGGGCUGCCUCAUCAGAAGUCUCAGCUGGACAGCAGGCACUCCAGCUCCUCCUCCAGCCUGGCCUCCUCAGAAGGGAAAGGCGUAGGAGGCCUCAACAGCAGCAGCAGCAGCCAAGCUGUCAAUGGCCCCACCACAACGACACACACCACAGGGAGCAACACUGUGAGUGUUCAGCUACCUCAUCCCCAGCAGCAAUACAGCCACCCGAACACUGCCACCGUAGCUCCUUUCAUGUACAGAUCACAGACAGACAAUGAAGGGAACGUGACGGCUGAGGCCAGCACAGGAGGGGUCAGCAUGGAGUCUGCUCUGUACGUCAAAACUGCACAGCCUGCUCUCGAAGACCUCUCAGGAGAGGAUCCAGAAACUCGGCGGUUACGAACCGUGAAGAACAUUGCUGAUCUUCGGCAGAACUUGGAGGAAACUAUGUCCAGUUUGCGGGGAACCCAGGUCACGCACAGCACGCUGGAAACGACGUUUGACACCAACAUCACGACCGAGAUCAGCGGCCGCAGCAUCCUCAGCCUGACAGGCCGCCCUACCCCUCUGUCCUGGAGACUGGGCCAGUCCAGCCCUCGCCUGCAGGCAGGCGACGCUCCCUCGCUGGGCAACGGCUACCCGCCGCGCGCCAACGCCAGCCGCUUCAUGGGCACCGAGCCCGGGCGCUACAUGUACGCCGCGCCCCUGCGCAGGCAGCUGGCAUCGCGCGGCACCAGCCUCUGCCACGUGGACAUCGCGGACAAGGGUGGCGAUGAGAUCGACCUGGAGGGCAUCGCCAUGGAUGCCACCGGCUACAUGAGCGACGGGGAUGUGCUGGGCAAGAAUAUCAGAGCGGAUGACAUCACCAGCGGGUACAUGACCGACGGAGGCCUGGGUCUGUACACGCGGCGGCUGACGCGGCUGCCGGGGCUGCCAGACGGCAUGGCUGCUGUGAGGGAGACCCUGCAGCGCAACACCUCCCUGGGGCUCGGAGAUGCUGACAGCUGGGAUGACAGCAGCUCCGUCAGCAGUGGGAUCAGUGACACGAUAGAUAACCUCAGCACUGAUGACAUUAACACCAGCUCCUCUAUCAGCUCCUAUGCCAACACACCUGCCUCCUCCCGCAAAAACCUAGAUGCCCAGACUGAUGCAGAAAAGCAUUCCCAAGUUGAGCGGAAUUCCUUGUGGUCUGGUGAUGAAGUCAAGAAAUCAGACGGAGGAUCUGAUAGCGGCAUAAAAAUGGAGCCAGGAUCUAAGUGGAGGCGGAAUCCCUCUGAUGUGUCAGAUGAGUCUGAUAAAAGCACUUCUGGUAGGAAGAACACUGUUAUUUCACAGACGGGCUCCUGGAGACGGGGCAUGUCAGCUCAGGUUGGCAUUACCACACCAAGGACUAAACCUUCAACCACCUCAGGCACAUUAAAGACACCUGGAACAGGGAAAACUGAUGACGCCAAGGUUUCAGAAAAGGGUAGACUAUCUCCUAAGGCUGGACAUGUUAAACGUUCCCCAUCAGAUGCAGGACGCAGCAGUGGUGAUGAAUCCAAAAAGCUUCCCACGAGUAACUCUAGGACAGCUGCUGCUAAUGCUAAUACAUUUGGAUUUAAGAAACAGAGCGGGUCAGCUGUGGGCAUGACUAUAAUCACUGCCAGUGGGGCAACUAUCACCAGUAGAUCGGCUACCCUGGGAAAAAUCCCAAAGUCAUCUGGACUCAUGGGUAGGACCACUGGUCGGAAGACUAGUGUUGAUGGCUCACAGAACCAGGAUGAUGGCUACUUAGCACUUAGUGCCCGAACUAAUCUUCAGUAUCGUAGUUUACCUCGGCCCAGUAAAUCCAGUAGCAGAAGCGGAGCUGGGAAUAGAUCUAGCACGAGUAGCAUAGACUCCAACAUAAGCAGCAAGUCAGCUGGGUUGCCAGUCCCUAAAAUGAGAGAGCCAGCCAAGGUAAUCCUUGGGAACUCUCUGCCAGGAUUAGUCAAUCAAACUGAUAAAGAGAAAGGGAUUUCGUCUGACAACGAAAGCGUGGCCUCAUGUAAUUCUGUUAAAGUGAACCCCUCGUCACAGCCUGCUUCUAGUGGAGCUCAGAGUACCCACCAGCAAGGAGCCAAGUACCCCGAUGUGGCCUCUCCCACUUUGCGCAGACUUUUUGGUGGCAAGCCUAACAAACAAGUUCCCAUCACAACAGCUGAAAACAUGAAAAAUUCAGUAGUCAUCUCCAACCCUCAUGCUACCAUGAACCAGCAGGGUAAUCCUGACUCCCCAUCUGGCAGUGGCAUGCUGAGCAGUGGGGGCAGCAGUCCUCUGUACAGUAAAAACACAGAUCUGAACCAGUCUCCACUAGCUUCUAGUCCCAGUUCAGCACAUUCAGCUCCUUCCAACAGCUUAACUUGGGGCACGAACGCGAGCAGCUCUUCUGCUGUUAGCAAGGAUGGCAUUGGAUAUCAGUCUGUCAGCAGUCUUCAUACCAGCUGUGAAUCCAUUGACAUCUCUCUGAGCAGUGGAGGUGGGCUGAGCCACAACUCCUCCACUGGCCUGAUUCCAGCCUCUAAAGAUGAUUCUCUGACUCCCUUUGUCCGAACCAACAGUGUUAAGACGACGCUGUCUGAAAGCCCUCUUUCCUCCCCUGCUGCUAGCCCCAAAUUCUGCCGCAAUACUUUGCCCAGGAGACAGGACAGCGACCCACAUCUUGAUAGGAACACUUUGCCUAAGAAGGGACUCAGAUACACUCCGUCCUCCCAACUCCGUAAUCAAGAGGAUGCGAAAGAGUGGCUGAGGUCCCAUUCAGCAGGAGGGCUUCAGGAUACUGCUGCCAAUUCCCCAUUUUCAUCUGGAUCCAGUAUAACAUCACCCUCUGGGACUAGGUUUAACUUCUCUCAGCUUGCAAGCCCAACCACUGCAGCCCAGAUGAGCCUGUCCAACCCAAGCAUGCUGCGCACCCACAGCCUGUCCAACGCGGAUGGGCCGUACGACCCCUACAGCGAGACGCGCUUCAGGAACAGCUCCAUGUCCCUGGAUGAGAAGAGCAGGACCAUGAGCCGCUCCGGCUCCUUCCGCGACGGCUUCGAGGAAGUGCAUGGCUCUUCCCUCUCUCUGGUGUCCAGCACAUCAUCUGUUUAUUCAACGCCUGAAGAGAAGUGCCAGUCAGAGAUCCGCAAGCUGCGCAGAGAGUUGGACGCGUCCCAGGAAAAAGUGUCAGCUCUGACAACUCAGUUGACUGCCAACGCUCACUUGGUGGCAGCGUUUGAGCAGAGCCUGGGAAACAUGACCAUCAGACUGCAGAGCCUGACAAUGACAGCAGAACAAAAGGACUCAGAACUGAACGAGUUAAGGAAGACAAUUGAACUCCUGAAGAAGCAAAAUGCUGCUGCUCAGGCUGCCAUCAAUGGAGUCAUCAACACACCUGAGCUCAACUGCAAAGGCCCUGGAGCUCCUCAGCCCGCAGACCUGCGGAUCCGAAGGCAGCACUCGUCGGACAGUGUCUCCAGCAUUAACAGUGCCACCAGCCACUCCAGUGUGGGCAGCAACAUCGAGAGUGAUUCCAAGAAGAAGAAGAGGAAGAACUGGGUAAGUGUACUACGCAGCUCCUUCAAGCAAGCUUUCGGCAAAAAGAAAUCUCCCAAAUCAGCAUCUUCUCAUUCAGAUAUUGAGGAGAUGACUGAUUCCUCAUUACCUUCUUCACCAAAGCUGCCACACCAUAACUCCACUGUUUCGACACCGUUGCUGAGAGCUUCCCAUUCCAAUUCUCUAAUUUCUGAAUGCACUGACAGCGAAGCCGAAACGGUCAUGCAGCUGCGCAAUGAGCUGAGAGACAAGGAGAUGAAGCUGACUGAUAUUCGCCUGGAAGCCCUCAGCUCUGCUCAUCAGCUUGACCAGCUGAGGGAGGCCAUGAACAGAAUGCAGAGUGAGAUUGAGAAGUUAAAAGCAGAAAACGAUCGUCUGAAAUCUGAAAACCAUGGCAGCUGUAGCAGGGCUCAGUCUCAGGCUUCCAUUUCAUCCUCUCCAAGGCAUUCAGUGGGUCUCUCUCAGCACAGUUUGAACCUCACGGAGUCAACCAGUCUCGAUAUGCUCUUAGAUGACACUGGAGAUGGCUCUGUCCGGAAAGAAGGAGGCAGACAUGUCAAAAUAGUUGUCAGCUUUCAGGAUGAAAUGAAAUGGAAGGAGGAUUCCAGGCCGCGUGCCUUCCUCAUAGGCUGCAUCGGAGUCAGUGGCAAGACCAAGUGGGACGUUCUGGAUGGGGUCGUCAGGCGGUUGUUCAAGGAGUACAUCAUCCACGUGGAUCCUGUCAGCCAGCUGGGGCUGAACUCAGACAGUGUCCUGGGCUACAGCAUUGGAGAAAUCAAGCGCACUAACAGUGCAGAGACACCUGAGCUGUUGCCCUGUGGCUACCUGGUUGGAGAAAACAACACUAUUUCAGUUACCAUCAAAGGUAUCUGUGAGAACAGUUUGGAUGGCCUGGUGUUUGAGUCGCUGAUCCCAAAGCCUAUUCUGCAGCGCUAUGUCUCUCUGCUGAUGGAACACAGACGGAUUAUCUUAUCUGGCCCCAGUGGCACUGGCAAGACCUACCUGGCUAACCGGCUCUCGGAGUACAUGGUCCUUAGAGAGGGCAGAGAGCUGGCUGAUGGCAUCAUUGCAACCUUCAAUGUGGACCAUAAAUCCAGUAAGGAACUCCGCCAGUACCUGUCCAACCUAGCAGACCAGUGCAACAGUGAGAAUAAUGCUGUGGAUAUGCCUCUGGUCAUCAUCUUGGAUAAUUUGCAUCAUGUUAGCUCCCUAGGAGAGAUCUUUAAUGGACUCCUGAACUGCAAGUACCACAAAUGUCCCUACAUUAUUGGCACCAUGAACCAAGCCACCUCCUCAACACCUAACCUUCAGCUUCACCAUAAUUUCAGAUGGGUGCUAUGUGCUAACCACACUGAGCCAGUCAAAGGCUUUCUGGGCCGAUUCCUGAGAAGAAAACUAAUUGAGACAGAGAUCAGUGGCAGGAUGAGAAAUGCAGAACUGGUUAAAAUUAUUGAUUGGAUUCCCAAGGUGUGGCAACACCUGAACAAAUUCUUGGAGGCUCACAGCUCCUCUGACGUUACUAUUGGUCCUCGGCUCUUCCUCUCCUGUCCCAUAGAUGUAGAUGGUUCAAGAGUUUGGUUUACUGACUUGUGGAACUACUCCAUCAUCCCUUAUCUUCUGGAGGCAGUCAGAGAAGGGCUACAGCUCUAUGGGAGGAGAGCACCCUGGGAGGAUCCUGCCAAGUGGGUCAUGGACACCUACCCCUGGGCAGCCACCCCGCAGCACCACGAGUGGCCUCCUCUGCUGCAGCUGCGACCUGAAGAUGUGGGCUUUGAUGGCUACUCCGUGUCACGGGAAGGUUCCACCAGCAAACAAGUCCCCGUGAGUGAUGCCGAAGGAGAUCCUUUGAUGAACAUGCUAAUGAGACUGCAAGAAGCAGCCAACUACUCCAGUCCUCAGAGUUACGACAGUGACUCUAACAGCAACAGCCAUCACGAUGACAUCCUCGAUUCGUCUCUGGAGUCGACGUUGUGAUCUUCCUCAGAUGUAAAUGGGUUGGUUCCAUUCUUACUCUCCCACUUUGCAAGAACUCUGGUCACUGACUCAUGACAAGAACAUGUUCCUGGGCUGGGCUGGGACCUCAGUAUUAGAGCUGCAAGAACAAGAAGACACUUGGAGUCAGUCUUGAACCUGGGUGCAGGCAACCCAAGCAACCUUUGUAGUGUUUUUGUUUUGAGGAUGAUGAGAACUGCACUAUUCCUUUGUUUUCUUCAGUUUAGUUGCUGUAAGCUCUCAUGCCUAAGAUAGUGAAGAUGGUAAAAAUGAUCAUCAUUACUAAAAGUUGAAGGGGCAGGGGGGAAUUUCACAGCUAUGAAGCAAACAGCUUUGUGCCAUGUACUGUCCUGAAGGAGAGGGGAGAGGAUAUUUUUGCCUAUGCUGCUUCUGACCAAACACAUUUAGGUGAGGGCUGGACUUGUACCAAUCAGCUUUGCAGAUUAAACUCAGCUUCAUAUAGUUCUGGUGCUAUAACAAUACUGCUUGCCUUGGUAAUAAUACUCAAAAAAAAACCCACAAAGGCAAAGCUGCAAAACAGGGAAGUUUGAAUAAAGUUUAAAAUAAAAAUAUAAAGAAAAAAAAAAGAAGUGCUGCUCUCCUUGCCAGUCCAAGACCUUGGCUGUCUUUCAUUGUGUGUUUGUAAAGAGAUAUAUAUAAAUAGGAAUAUAUGAAAAAAUAUAUACAGGCUGAACAAGUCAGGGGUUUUCAAACACUGUGUAACAAUCAAUCCUGCUACAAGCGAAAGAUCAGGUAGCCCUUUGCUGGUCAGGGCCUGAUUCUCUUCCCACUUACAUCCACCUAACCAACUCAGUUGACUUCAGUGGCAUGACACCAAUCUAUUUAUAGCCAGGAAAGGAGCUUCCCUCCUCCACAGAAGUCAGCGACAGGACCGUGCCCCAUGAAGUCCUGCAGCCCCCACGAACCUUUGGUGGUGCAAAGGCUGUGCACGGAGGUGAGCUUCACCCCUGAGAAGGGGCUGAGUUGGACUUCCUGGGUUUAGUUCUUGCCAUGACAUGUUACAGCUGUUUUCUAAAAGCUUUGGGUUUUAUUCAGAGGUUUCGUUCCAAUCAGCACAACCACAAAGAGGUUCAUUACAACUCAGCUCCGUGGCACUGCCAGUGCUACCCUGAUGACAAGAUGUAUUUCUGCGGCUUUUCAGUUGCAGAGGAGUAGAAUAGAAUGAAUAUUUAGCAGUAUUCAGGUCAGGAAGAGAAGGAGGGAAGGUGCUGUGUCUUUGAAGUUUAGCUGGGCCAUACUUCUGGCAGAGCUGUGAACCUGAUUCUAUUUCUCCUCCUCUCCGAACGCACACACCUACUGGGUCAGUGUUCAGGCUUGUACUUCUCUUGGGGAACAGGAACACCUCCCAAAGAAUUGCACUUUCCUCUUGAUGGAAGCAGAUGCUCACACCACCACCACCAGGUCGGCUGUACCUCAGCAAACGCAUCACUCCUCACUCUCGAUCUGUACGAGCCUUUCCAGCUGUCUUUUGGUGCUGACUUUUAAAACGAUGCCUUAUUUUGUACUAAUUGUGUUUUGGUUAAAUUAGUGCUGUAUAUUAUGGGGUUUUAUUUAAAGAAACAGGGCUAAAGUCAUCUCUUGGAAUAUCAUGAGUUGCUGUGAAUAUUGUUUGUAUCAGAUACUAGAAUUUGUUUAAAUGUGAGACAAAGAAAAAGGAGGGAAAUGAACUUUUCAGGUUCAUAUCGAUCUGCAGUUAACAAUAAAUCACUGGAGAGGUGUUUUAUCCAUGCAGAAGGGGGGAAAAAACUCUUUUCAACCACACUAAAUGCUGUCCGUAAUAACUUACAGGAAUAUGCUGCGUUUUCCAUGAACAGGAAGAAAACUUAGUGUGAACACUUUUGCAAGAGCUUGUGGGUUUAAAGUCAUAUAAGAGACAAGUCCAUGCUUCUGUGACUCAGCUUGAGAGGAUUGUUUGAUUAUACCUCAUGACUUUCUGUAACAGAACUACUUUGUCUUACUGAGCUGGUCUUGAAUCUGCUCUUGUUACAACUUUUAAGUGCUGAUUACAUUUUUUUCCCCUUUUGUUUUUUUAAAGAAAAGAAAAAUAUUGUAAAAAAAAAUAUUUUAAUGACGGGGGGAGAAGAGCUUGGUGUUGUUACUGUUUUAACCUUCUGAACUCUCGUUGCAUUAUCUCACUCAAUGAACUAUAAAGGGUUAACUCAGCCAACGUUCCUAAUCCAAUUCUUGGUACUGUAAACAUGGGAUAAAUCUGUGUGGACUCAAAUACCCAGCAUGCUGAUGAGGAGUUUGAGAGAGAUUCGUUUUUCCAGUAGUCCUGACAAUUCUGCUUCCCAGCAUUGACUUUACCUGCUACUACUGUGAACUUUGGUACCUAAUCCCCCACCUGAAUCCAUGCAGACAGAGCAUGUGCCUGGGAAAAAGAAAAGAAUCCAGUUGCAGGGCUCAGGCUUUAAAUGGACUUAACAUCCAGAAAAUGUCUCAGCCUUUAACUGAAUGCUAAAGACAUCUUUUAAAUGGUCUUUUAUUUGUGGGGAAAUGGGGUAAAAUUGGGGUUUUUUUCCCUUAUUUUUAAUCCUGUGCUCAAGCUCAGGAAGGAGUUUCUGUUCUUCUUUUGUUGUUGUUGUUGAUACUGUCUUGGUUUACCACGAGAGAGGCAAUUUUGGGUAGGCCACUCACAAUAUUCAAUGUCUUUUCUGAAACUUAGGGAAGCAGAGUUGCCUGUUGUGCACACACCUCUUAGGUUUUUAUCAAGGCUUUUCACAGAUGAAGCCUCUCUUUAAGUGACUUUGUUCUCCUUUAAGGCUUUUUCAUUUCUACUGUUUUUAUUGGGGUGGGGGGAAGAGUUUUUUUUUCCCUUGACAACGUUGGCUUGUUUGACAACAAAUAAAUAACUAAAUCCACCAGAAAGAAAUGCAAGAUUCUAUGCAACAUUCACAUGGAGUUAGAAAUUGAAAGCAUAAACCAUAUUCUUUUCCUUCUUCAAAACUGCCAAGGAUGCUACAGGCCAUAAAUAAGCUGUGGUUUAUUUGGGGCAGUGAGGGUGGGGGUGGGAGGGUGUUGGUUAAGCCUUUUCCUUUUGUACAUUUUGGAAGAAGCAAACUGGUAUUUCGUUGUUGAUGCUUAACUUGGAUAUUCUGUGUAUGAAAUCUUGUCUUAAAUGUGGCAAUUUUCUUUUGGGGGGCGGGGGGGGGGGAAGAAAAGAAAAGAAAAAAACAAAACCAGACACAGACAGACACAAAAAAAAAAGGGCAAAAAAAAUAAAAUUCAAAAAAAAGAGAACUCUUUUUUGUGGGUAUUGAAUGGAAGGUUGCUGUUUUGAUCUAGUCGUUUCCAGUGGAACAGUUUAUGAACCAUGUUCUAUAAGAUGUACAUUUUUUCAUUGUAACAUAGAAAAUGUAAAUAUUUGAUUAAAAGUGCUGCAUUUUGAUGAAUUUUUUCUAGCCAUUUUUAAAGAGAAAAAAAAAAAGCAAACUAGGAACUGAGUAUUUUGUGUACGUUUAUGAUGGGUUGGUUUGGUUUGGGUUUUUUUUCCUCCCCUUUGCUCCUCUCCCUAUUUAAUUUUCAGUUCUCAUUUAGGAUUGGAAUUUGUGAAUGGUCUGUUUGAGAUCAUGCCUCCCUUUUCUCUCCCUUCCCCGCUUCUCACUCUCCCCCUCCCCUGUGUCAUGGAGAAUAAAGCUGAUGAUUGUACCAGUCUUAAAUUAUUCAUGAUUCAAUAAAAUUGAUGCUUAUUUAUUCAGA